AUGUUUGCGGUUACCAAUAAAAAAGGCAGAGUGUUUUUUCUGCAUGGUUAUGGCAGCCCCGAUAAAAUUUAUACGUGGAGAACACUUGCAACCUCAUUGAGAGCGGAACAUAAAAUUGUUUUAAUUGUGGCAUCAAGUGGAAUUGCAUCUCUGUUAUUACCUGGCGGUAGGACCGCUCAUUCUAAGUUUAAAAUUCAUGUGCCAACCUUGGAAAAUUCAACUUGCAAAGUUGACUUCAGUGAUGACCACACCGAACUACUUCGCCAAACCAAGUUGAUUAUUUGGGAUGAGGCACCAAUGGCUAGCAAAUUCUGUUUUGAAGCACUUGAUAAAACAUUGAGGGAUAUCAUGAGUAAUUAUAGUAAUUCCGAUCAAGUUUUCAGAGUACAAGUUGUGGUUUUUGGUGGAGAUUUUUGA
Molecule: messenger RNA, 417 nt
Organism: Lathyrus sativus (Indian pea)
Lineage: Eukaryota; Viridiplantae; Streptophyta; Magnoliopsida; Fabales; Fabaceae
Source: the annotation of a GenBank genome assembly